CCGGAGCGUCGCGUCGGGCCGCUCCACGCCGCGCUCGAACCCGCUCGAUCGAUGGAUCGAUCGCGCCGCGCGUCGUCCCACCUCAAGCCGCGCGAUUCUUCGAGAAGUCGACCGAUCGAUCCGUCGCCCGUGCUCAGUCUGUCGUCGAUCGUUGAUCGAUCGCGCCACGCCACGGUCGAGCUUAGAUCCGAUCGAUAGAUCCGAUCGGUGGUCACGGGUGAAAUUUCUACACCGUCUAUUUGUUCUUUUUUUUUUUUUUCUUCCCCUGCGAGUUCACGUGAUGCGCGUUACCCUCGCGAGUUCUGAGGUGCUGGUGAACCGCGUGCGUGCUACGACCGGUGAGAUCUCGGCGAUCUUCAGAGGUACGAGCGUGGAUCCCGUGGAUCUUUAAGUAUUUACAUCUUGCCAGGCUGGGACUAUUGUGAGAAAGGACGGUGUCUUGGCCUAUUGAUCGAAUUUAGUGUUUUACGAAACGGUGAAUAAAAGUCGUGUGUUAUACGAUAUGUCGUCGAGUGGUGAAUUUUCGACUUUAUCGAGUGGUGAGGCCACCGGAACUGGCGACGACUCGUUGCCCAGUUCCAGGGAGGCGACCGCGGAGGCUGCGAGUUCCGGUGCCGGGUUCAUGCCGCUUCGCGAGUUUCUGGACAGAUUCUCGUUACCGAGGGUGGUCAGGGUCGAAGGUGCCGGUGGCAGACCGAUACUACUGUACAAGCAGCAGCAACGAUCGUUGAGAGUCACGGCUACCCUUUUGAUGCAUCGUUAUCGACACGACGUGAAAGUUGGACCUGAGAUCGUAAUUCCAGAAGGAUACCCUGGUUGGUUCUCGGUGGUGUCGAGCAACAGCGGUGCCGGAAGCGCCCGGGUGUAUCGCAGAGUCGGCGCGCUGGUCCGAGCGGGUGUCCCGGCGUUUCUGCUCGCCAAGCCCCUGCGAGCUUACACGCUGACACACUCCAAGAUGGAGAACGGUAACCUGAGGGCUCACUAUACAAAGACUACGGUCCGAGCCGGAGAAGUUCUCCGGCUGGCCGCGGUCUUCCAGGACACGCGGAGGGCACCGGUCUCCAGCGGAAUUUCCGGUGUCGUUAGCGGUGCACCGGAGGGCAAGAGUUCAAGGUCGUCGGAACGAGAUCAGUACGCUCAGUGUUUAGAUUCCCACGGCCACGAACUGUUUGCGCCGCUUUCCGCGAGAGGAGAGUUCUACGCGACUUGCCAGAGCGGUAGCCUCGACACCGGAAGCGAUGCUGUACUCUACAGGGUGCAUCAGCUCGCCAGAAGGGACCUCCCUCUCAGGGUACGACUGGUGGCUGGCCCGUUACCAAUACCACUGCCGCGAGACUACAGCGGUUUAAUGCAGUUAGAAUGUGCGACGAGGGGUGCUAUAGUGUUAGGGUGCGCGGUACCUCUGAUGCCGGAGAGGCCUUUACCAAAUUCGGCGGUCCCGGAACUGCUGGAGUUGGUCGCGACGGGACCUACGGCGCCUCGAGUGAAAAGGGCGCGUUUGGGGUGUCCCUCCGAGGCACGGUUACUCGCGUCGCCGAAGAUGCAACGAUUACUUUCAGCUUGCAGGAGAGCCCUGGACCAGAGAGCAACGGAGCCCCGCGUGGCACCUCCGAAACCCCAGCCUAUCAGUGGUCAACUGAAAGAAUUGCAUCUGAAAGAAAUCAAAUCGAAACCAGAAGCGAAGCCGAUCCUCCAGAGUCUGAAGGAAGGUUUGGAGCAUAUAAAACGAACGACGAUCAGGGACCGUAGUAACAGUCGAUCAAGCAGUAACAAUCACAGCUUCUUGGACCGAAUCUCGAGGAUAGCGCAAGGCGGCAGGAGCCGAAACCCAGCAAAGAAGUCGGCUUCGUUUACGUUCGCCGUUCGCCCGGAAAUCGGGAUGAGGUCCGAGAGAUACGCGAGUCUCGAGUCCGAAACGAAUCUUCUGCAGGCGGCCCAGUCCUCCAGGCAGCAGGUGCAGAGAUCAGUCUCGACCAGCGUGUUGGAAGUUCAGACGCACCAGGACUUGGACCCACCGUAUUCGAAGGUCAGAGACAGUUUGACGCCUUUGCCACCGACUCCGCCGUUGAAAAUGGAGGAGAUUUAUGCAGAGAUCUGCGAGACGAACGCCAGCUGCCUCGACGAGAAGCCGCCCCCUCCAGGAAACAACGGGACCAGGGAGAAGGACAGAGGUUACGUACAAUUAGCGCUGUCGCAUUCUGAGAUUUCUGUCGUGAACGGCGAAGAGGAGGAGGGGAUUUAUAAUACCGUUUGCUGAUCGUGAGUUCUGAGAUAGAGAGAAAAUUCGAUACGCGCGAAAGGGAACGUGACGAGUAUUCCGAGUCCUGAUUCUAGGCUGCUCGAAGUAAUAGCGACUGUUUUUGCACCGAGUUAAUAUUUCACAGUAUUAAAAGACGGUAGGUAUAAAUAUUUAAAUCCUGUGUAAUUGCUAAACCGUUGUGAAAAAAAAGAUACAGUCAGAUUUACGUCUCUGAAAAUACUUGACAAUCCAAUGUGCGGAACACCCACCACGUUCGAGCAAUUCCAUAAUCAAUUCGCCGGAACGAGCGAUACACUAAUUAUGUCGAGCAGCUUGAAUCACGAUCCGUGACAAAUCGCCGCGGUGGUGGUGGUGCUGCUCUCGGCACAUCGCGGAAUGAUGCUGGGAGACUCAUUAACGCGAGCGAGCAUCGAGAGUCGUUGCGUCGUUCGUCGGAGGACGCGGGGUAUGAGAUAACGUGCGACUUCCUGGCUCGGUUGGAAACGGCGCGGCGUUACAGCGCCGUUUGCCCGAAGAAAUUAUCCUCCCGGUGUCUUUUUCCUUUUUCGAGAAGCGGCGCGGCGCGUCCUCCACCGGGGCGGAGAGAUUUACAAGGCUGUUGACCGGGGAAAAUGAUCGCGUAAUCGCCGUAAUUGCGGCCCCGUGCGUGCCGCAGCGGAUGUAGCGGACCCCGCCGGGACUUCCGGUACCACCGCAAUCUGCGCCACGCACGAUCGAUAUUAUUAGAAACGACCCCGUCGAGUCGAGUCGUCCUUUAACUCGUUCCAUAAAUAAUACAACUGCCUCUUACCCUCCUCUGUCUUUUAUUCGUUUAGAAAACAGUCUACUAUUUAUAAAAAGAAAAAAAGCCACCUGGAAAUGAUAAGAACGGUAUUGGACGACUCGACGAUUCGUCUUGAUAGCUUAAGAAGUUGGACGUGUCGAUUGAUCGAGGAAUGAGUAAUGGAUAAAUGAUUUUGUAUAAGAUAUAGUUCCUUCCUCCGUUUGUGCAUAAAUAUCUUCAAAUGAAAUUGUGGAUUCUGUAUAAGAGAGUGUUGAAUAUUUUUUGCCUUGUACAGUUGUUUGUAACGGCGAACGUUUUGUACAUUUGUCGAUGCGUGCCGAAUUUGUAAUUUUCUUACUGUAUAAUAUUUUGAAAUAUACCGAUUCGCUGA
Messenger RNA from Ceratina calcarata, 3414 nucleotides. RefSeq lists its product as uncharacterized. The record is from RefSeq and is a predicted model, not a curated record. Bases 503 to 2257 code for a protein of 584 amino acids. The transcript has 6 exons. NCBI's taxonomy places the organism in Eukaryota, Metazoa, Arthropoda, Insecta, Hymenoptera, Apidae.